ACCAUAUUAGGAAAACAUGUGUUUAAUGUUAAUGAAAAGAUUGACAGAACAACAACCCACAGUGAAAUCAGUCAUGGUGUGGUUGAAGGAAGGCGGCUCACAGUGGUCGAUUCUCCUGGUUGGUUCUGCAUCAACACCCUUCAGGAAACCAGUGAGAUGGAUAAACUGGAAAUAGAGAACAGUGUGAAUCUGUGUCCUCCAGGACCACAUGCUGUGCUGCUGGUUAUUCCUGUGAUGAUGAACAUUGAUGAAUCAUAUCUGAGAUCUGUUCAGGAACACAUGAGUCUGUUUAGAGAAGAAAUCUGGAAACACACACUUGUUCUGUUCACCUAUGGAGACUGGUUAGGAGUGAAGACUGUAGAGGAGCGAAUAGAGAGUGAUGAAGGUCUGCAGUGGAUAGUGAACAAGUGUGAGAACAGGUAUCAUGUCCUGAACAACAAGGACCACAGUGAUAAGACUCAGGUAAAGGAACUACUGGAGAAGAUUGAAGAGAUGUGGGCAGGAAAUGAAGAUCCUUACUAUGAAGUGGAGCUGGACCGAGCAGCAGAGCUAGAAACCAAGAGAGAGACUGGAGACAAGAUGGCCAGAAGGUUGAAGACGAUCAAUGAGAGAAAGACAAGAGUCCUGAAAGGGAUGUUUGAAGACGAGAGACACAAAGUCACUGAAAUCAAUAUUGUUCUUAUUGGCCACAAAUGCUCUGGAAAAAGUAAAGCUGGAAAUCUGGUUCUUUUCAACAAGAGCUUCAAUAUAAACUUUGAGAGAGCUUGGUUGAAAAAGAACAAAGAAGAUCAGAGAGAAACUUCAACGUGUGUGAAACAUGAAGGAAACUUUGAUGGAGUAAAAGUCUCAGUUGUUGAAACUCCAGGCUGGUUCUCAGACCCAACACCACCUGACUGGAUCAAAGAUGAAGUUCUCCACAGUGUCUCCAUGUGUUCUCCUGGACCUCAUGUUUUUCUCCUGCUUGUUCCCAUCUUCAGAUCUUUCACAGAGAAAGAUCUCAAAGCUCUGCUGGAGAUCAUGAAGCCAUUAACAGAGAGAGUGUGGAGACACUGCAUGGUGCUGUUUACCAGGGGAGACUGGAUCAAUGACGUCCCUGUAGAGAAUUACAUCGUCAGAGAGGGAAAGGAGCUCCAGGAGCUUCUGGAGAAAUGUGGGAACAGAUACCAUGUUAUAAAUCCUAAGAGUUCUGAUGAUCCGGUUCAGUUGAAAGAGCUGUUUCAAAAAAUGUUUGUCAUGGUGACUCAAAACAAGGGAUGGUUCACAACAAAACAUACAAAAAGAGAACGUGCAGAUUCGGAUUCUACCUCUGCAACAAAACAAUGCAUGCUGACCGAAGACGAGUGGAACAAACGGGAGCAGAACCUGAUAGACAAAAUGUUGGAGGCUUUGUCAAAUGAACCAGAGGAACCAACGGUACCUUUUACAGAAACAUCAAGUAGCAUGGACGAGGGCUACAUGCCAUCCAUGAGUGACGAUAAGGACUCAGAUUGUGGGAGAAUUAUAAAGUUUGGGAAUCUACAAUUAUAUGACCAGGUUCCUGAAUGGCUGCAGUAAAGUGCGAGACCAGCUGAGAUCAGCUCUGGGGUUUUACCCUCCAGCAACUUUUACUGAAACAUUGAAGAAAGUCUCCUAAUCUAAUGACAGAAAAAGUUUUUUCACUGAAAGGAAAAACAAAAUGAUGUCAGCAUGUUCUCAAACAUCACAAAGAGGCUCAACAAUGCACUAACUUUAAUACGCAGGAUAGAAAAUAAAACUGACAUCUGAGCUUUAUUUGAAAUCAUUAACAAGCAUAAGUAUUGCAGUGCCAACAUUAUUGUGUAAAAUAAGUUGCUACAGAGUUGAUAUAUUGAAAUGUAGUUUACUGUAAAUUGUCAUUGUUUUAUUAAUUAAAUUUUUUGUGUCCAAAAUGAAUGUAUAUCAGAAUAUUUAAAAAC
Poecilia latipinna (sailfin molly) is the source of this 1934-nucleotide messenger RNA. Its product is annotated as GTPase IMAP family member 4-like. The record is from RefSeq and is a predicted model, not a curated record. NCBI's taxonomy places the organism in Eukaryota, Metazoa, Chordata, Actinopteri, Cyprinodontiformes, Poeciliidae. The coding region runs from base 157 to 1554 and encodes 465 amino acids. The transcript is spliced from 5 exons. Gene Ontology annotation, molecular function: GTP binding.